AAGUUUCGGAUUCAAAUCAGCGAAGACUAAACUUACAAUGUGGAUUGCACACUUCGCCCCUGGCUUAGCAGCCAAACCACUUGCGCCAUCCGUGCCGCUCUCACUUCUCGCCCUUGCAGGGGCAAUCCCAGAUGCAGCAUUCUUUGUCUUAUCCUUCCUCCAUCUUGAGAGCUUUAGAGUCGACCCAAACCUAAUGAAACGCGGCUGCUUCCCCUAUGCGACCGACUAUCCUAUCAGUCAUUCGUUAGUAGGUAUGGCUGUAAUCGGUGCUGCUUUCACUGCUGGAUACACCAUGAUGACGCAGCGCAGAGUAUCCAUCCAGGAUCAGCUCGUACUGAUGGCUGUUACACUAAGCCAUUUCAUUCUCGAGGUGCCUUCCCAUCGACCUGACAUCAAAAUAAAACCCACCGAUCCAGACUCAGCCAAUUUAGGAUCAGGAAUGUUUGACCAUCCUGUGGCACUAUUCAUCGUCGAAUCGUUCCUAUUCCUACUCGGGCUUUCGAUGUAUGCAACUUUCUCACCACUUGCAACCCGAGCAGGUUACAAGAAAGAAGGUCGAAUGUAUCGUCUGUGGGGAGUAGUUGUGUUUAUGUUGGUGCAGCAGGCGCAUUUCUGUUUUGGAGCAGCGCCUACCACAAAUACGACAUGGGUGCAUGGCCCAACUUUCUUAUCCGAGAUUUUGCUGAGUAGCUGGUUGCUUGGCAAGCUUGAGUCCUAAAAUGUUAUUGAGUUCGAGUCAACAAACAGAUCACCUGCACUUACUUUUUUCAUUCAUAAACUAUGUCCCCUAUAUGAUAAUCCUAGCCUACAAUGACUAAAAAAUUACAUUCUUCAAGAUGAU
Molecule: messenger RNA, 841 nt
Organism: Serpula lacrymans var. lacrymans S7.9
Lineage: Eukaryota; Fungi; Basidiomycota; Agaricomycetes; Boletales; Serpulaceae
Exons: 4
Coding region: 38-718 (226 amino acids)
Source: RefSeq, a predicted model, not a curated record